This is a messenger RNA of Plasmopara halstedii, 717 nucleotides long. RefSeq names its product RxLR-like protein. The transcript is spliced from 2 exons. Lineage: Eukaryota; Oomycota; Peronosporomycetes; Peronosporales; Peronosporaceae. Gene Ontology annotation, molecular function: serine-type endopeptidase activity. The coding region runs from base 1 to 717 and encodes 238 amino acids. The record is from RefSeq and is a predicted model, not a curated record. Gene Ontology annotation, biological process: proteolysis.
AUGAAGGUUACAUCUGCGUUUGCUGCUAUCUCGGCAGCUGUUGCUAGUGUAAUUGUCGACGCUGGUCACAGUUCUCGAAAUCUUAUUCUCGGGGGUGAUGUCGUUCCAAUUGGCACGAAGCGGUACACCGCUAUGAUUUUCGAUCCCAAUGAAGAGCUUAUCUGCUCUGGUGUUCUUGUCUCCUCCUUACACUUGCUAACCACGGCAUGGUGUGCGGGCUCUGACCGAAACGAUAGAAUUCCUACUAAUGUAACGCUGGAAUUUUCUACGAAGAUUUUCUCACACGACCUUGCGCUUUUGACUCUCGAUAGUCCGAGUGCUAUAACACCCAUCAAGCUUCCUAAAAAUGACGAUUCGGACAUUACCUAUGGCUUGGUGACAAAAGCCGUGGGUUGGGGAGAAACCUCCUUUCCCGACGGAGAGUUAUCCGACGAGCUACGAGGUGUUAACGUUUCUGUGUGGACAAACGAUGAGUGCAUUCGCAUUUUUCUAGAUCUUGACAAUUCGUACGUGUGUGCCGGCGGUACUCCCGGCAAAGGAGUUUGCCAUCAUGAUUAUGGGUCUCCACUUAUUAAAGAGAGUGAAUUGGGAGAAUCAGAAGACAUUGUCGUUGGUCUGCACUCGCUCAGCGUCCAAUGCGGAGUUGCUGGGCAGCCUUCACUUCAUGCUCGCGUGUCAGCUGGUGUAGACUGGAUUCGUAAGGAAAUCGGCGUUUGA